CAGAUCAUCCCCCUAUUGCACUCUGCCCACAAGAGCGCCAAACGUGGGGGCACGUCCGCGCGAACCAGCUAGAUGGCCGCACCCCUCACUCAUCAAUCACCUCCUUGCUCCAAUCCUCUCUGCGACCCCCGCGUGCAGGCCCGACCUUUUGAUGACACCCCUUAACCCUCAGGUCGGGCCAGUUUUGGACAAACCUCAGAAAUGUCGUGAGACCCGCACUUUCCUCCGCUUUGCUUGUCGCGACCCCCCAGAAACACAGCCACGCAUCAGCGGCAAAAAGAUCUCCGCGUUCGAGUUGCACGGAUCGGCCGAAGACAGCAGGCCUGCCUCGGGACCACGUCAGGGCGCCAUUGCUCUUCUGCAUUGAAUCUGCUUUUUCGUCGUACAACGAGAAGUUGUGUGUACGCUAUACACAAGUUCGUACACCAGCGUAAAAUUUUGGUGACUUAAGGUUUCGGCGUUGUGUACAAAUUCAACGACCGCUCGAGGAGGGCGAUCCCGAGGAUAGCACGUCUGAAGACGUGGAGUCGGGUUUCAGCCUGCGUCAUUCUAGCCCUUCGUGCCUCCAUUGUUUUUCGGCGUGCAUACGCAUUCUUCCUUGAUCAAGUAGCCCUGCUCGCAACACCCAUCCAAUUGCUCCGAGCUCCUCUGUUUUUGCCGGCUGACACGAGACGAGGUGCGCUCAAUGGCAUUGGUUGUAUCGAGCGAACCAAUUCGACCCACGGUCCCAAACAGCAAAUUUUUGGCAACGCAGAUGUGUAUAUGGGGGCAUUUUCUGUUUUGUCACUCAAGUUGCCCUCAAGAAUUUCGUUUUCGGAAGAGUUUUAUCGCCACCGGACUUUUGAAAAGAACGCACGUGCUGGUCCGUUUAUGUCUAGAAGAGCCGUUAUUCAAAAAGCCGGAACAUUUGCGACAAAUUUAUGUCCGAGUAGCGACCACUGUGUUUUCAGUAGUCGUAUCCUCUGAACAUUACGGCUUCGUGAGGGCACGAAAUUACGGUCAUAAGCCAUUUCAUGGCAUAAUGAGCGUGUUAGGACGACUCGUGUUUAUACUUCUCUUAACUUAAUUAAUUCGGCUCCAACAGACCCCUCUUGUCGAGGCGGGAAAAAGAAAGAGCUACAUCUCCGACUGAUGGCAUACGGAACGGCAUUAAGAGUUCAGGACGAACACACCACGCUUUUAACGGCUAUUUUUUUGUGUGUAUCAUCCGCAUGGGCAUGUAACGGUUCGGCCAAUCAUUUUAUGCUUUUUUUUGUGGACGAGCACACAAUUGUGAGUUUCUCUGCUUGAGCGUGGUAAUGCGUUAAAUUGGGUCAGGCGCAAGUACGAGGUAUCUUUCUCUGAGAUUGUACCGGCGGAAGCGGGUCGAUGCUGGUUUUUGACCGCGAGUUGAGUGCUGCUUUCGAGCAGCUUGGUGAUGUUAGAAGCAAGAGUUUGAAAUUUAGAUGACUACAUAAAUUUUCAUUGCAUGGUUUUUAGGUUUUUUUUUGCACAUCUAUGGUUUUUGUCUGGUACGGCAUCAUUAUUAUUUAAAGAUCUGUGGAUUUUUCGCGGGGUGUGUUUUUGAAAUGGGGUUGCGGGUUUAAUUCGAGCGCGACGCGCCUGUUUUCAGGCGAUUGAAAGGAGACAGGUGAAGUGAGAGACGUGCGCGGUUUGAUCGGAUUUGAUGGCACGAAAAAAAAAGGAAUUUGAAUACGAUGGCUGCGGUUUCUAGAGGGCACUGAAACAGAGGUGAGCGUUAUUUUUCGGAUAACGGGAAUUUGUUGUUUUUUGUACGCACAUCUUCUUGGAUAGCGUGUCCGGCUUUUGGCAGAAUGGAUAGUUGGAAUUUUCCUUGCAUUUGUCCAACUAGCAACUUGCUAUCUAGACAGUCUGUACCGGAGAGGAUGAGGACUUUCGCACAGGGGACGGACCUUUCCAAUAGGGUUCUGUGUCUCGCAGAUUUACGAUCCAACGGUAAGUGUUUGUUUCUUGGUGGUAGAAGAGUUGAGAUGGUAUAGAUACGUGUGCGGAUUCAGGGUUUUUGAUGGUGUUUGAGUUGAGUGCCCAUUCUAUUGCUUUUUGAAUACUGGAGAAGGCGGGAGGUCUUGAGGCGAUGAUUCUUUUCAUGGAUGGGAUGGCUUUUAUGGCGGUUUCCUCGACGAUAUCGAUUAGAAUGAGCCCACGAAGCCAGGUGGGGUCGAUUUUGGAGGCAGACCGAACAGCUAUGGCGCCUCCCGAUGAAUGGCCGAUGAUGACGACAUUGGGUGUCCAAGUUAUUUCCUUUUCUUUGGCUAUGUCGGCAUAAAUUGUUGACUCAAUCACACGAAGUGUGUCCUUGCUGAGCGUUUCAGAAGAGAAGUCGCCGAUGGGUGCGGUAGUUGAUCCGUGUCCUCGAAAGUCGUAUGCGACGAAGUGAACGUGCUCAAACUGAGACUGAAGGGGGAGGGCGUUAGAUGCAGGCGGGGUGGGAACGUUUUAGAAGUGUUUGUGAUAACAAGUGUGUGUAUGUGUAUUAUGACAUACGACGAAUAGGGACCACGUGAGUGAUGAGUAGCCGGUGCCAUGGAGCAAGAAUACAUAUGUUUUGCUUUUAGUUGGGCGGCACGUUUUGCGUGUGAAAUACAGCAAGACGUUAUUUUCGUAUGAUGUGGGGCCAGAGACAGUCGGACUAUGGCCACGGUCGCGAAGGCAAUUCCUUCAAACAUUACCAAGGCAGACAGCCAUACAACCAAGGAUCUGGUGAGUAUGCGAGCGCGGGAGGUGGCACGGGUGAUUCGGUGCAGCAGUAUGGGUCUGCGCCGCCGUAUGGCGGUCAGCAGCAGCCGCCGCAGCCGCAGCAGCCGUUUGGAGCUGGGUACUCUCAGCAGAUGCCUCCAGCGAACAGCAGUCGAGACGUGAUACAGCAGGCGUUGGCCUUGUUGCGCCAGCAACAGCAGCAGCCGGUGUCUUCGGCGAUACCUCCUCACCAGCAACCAAAUGCGCAGGCGUUGUUGAUGGCACUUUUGCAGCAACAGCAGCAACAGGCCGGCGCAUUUGGGGCUGCGUACCACGACAGAGGUUCAGUUCCACAGCAAGAGGGCUAUUCGAGAAAUAGAGAAAGUUUCGAUCGAACAAUGGAUCGAGGGGGUGGAUCGACUCAUUGGAUUGAUAGAGUGCCUGGCCCACCGGGGUUGGUGGAUCAUAGGUCUUUGCAUCAUAGCGCAGAUCCUAGAACCGGCGCUCUUUCCGCUCGAGGAGGGUAUCCUUUACCUAGACAGUCGACUCAUGAUUCUUAUCCUCCUCGAGGCACCGAACAUCUGAAUAGAGAUGAUUACUUUUCGAAGUCCGAUAAUAGAGAAUCUAGGAAUAGAAAUCGAAGAGAUGACCAUCGAACUUCUAGCAAUGCUUCUAAUAAAUUUGACAGAAAUGUUAGCGGCGGUGGAGCUCACAGAAGAAAUCCGUCAUCUCCUUCAUCAGCUCAAACUCAAAUUUCUUCUCAAAGGACUCCUGUGAUCUACCCCAGACCGUCACCCAACGCCUCCGCGCCUCCCUCCGUUAGCAAUGUUCCACCCACCUCCAACCAAGAUCGGCCGUCACAAAAGGAGUCCCAGCCCGCUCAUCACUCUGCGGAUUCUAACUCUAUCAAACCCGGCACAGCUAGAAAAUAUGUGACCAAGAUAUCUUCUCACCUUCUUACUGCCACCACUUGGGAGUACUCAGAAAUGAAGAAACGUUUUUCCCAGAUGUUUCUUUCGAGCUUCGUUUCUAGAAUCGUUCUUCCUUGGACUGUUCAACUUCCUGAAAUACCAAUGACCAUCAAAGCACCUAUCAAAAUCACCAGUCUUCCUUCUCCUACUAAGAAGCCUGCUAAACCAUCACCUGUAACCACGCUUACGCCGAGAUCCGACGUUCCAUCUAGAGACGACAACUCCAUUCAAUAUUGGGUUAAGGUCAUGCUCGUUUCCGGCGUUCCCUUCAAUACCGAGUUCGACUCUAUCGUCUCUCCUCAGAGCCACAUGAUUCCAGCCUCGUCCCUCGACAAAGACGACUCAAUCAUCCAUUUUACCCAGCUCUUCAAAUGUCUCGUUGUCCGGCGCCAGCGCAACCGACUCUGCGCUUUUGGAGGCCUUCACGACCCCUCUGUCGACGGCGAUCCCUUGGAUGACCAGUCGCUCAUCAACUGCGCUAUCCGAGUAGUCAAGGAUCAGCUGGAACUCGAUCUCUCUGGCUGCACUCGCUGGAUCAAAUUCAUGGAGGUCCACUACUCCCGCGUCGACGCCUCCGUCAACGACAUCUCUGUUUACUUCAUACCCAGCAUCUGGGACAUUCUCCCCGAUCUGGAAACGUCCGUGUCCAUCUGGAAAGAAAAAAAAACUUGAAAAAAUCAAAUUGGGACAACUUCAUUUGAUCGAUGAACUGCUGCAAAAAAAACAAGAACUUAGCUCCAAAAUCACUCUCGCCGAGCAAGAUCCACCUCCCGACGCCCCUCAGCCUUCUGAAGACACCGUCGAAUCCCUCAAACAACAACUCUCGCAGUUGGAGACGUCCAUCGAACAGGCUCAAGAGGAACUCUCCAACCUCUCCUUCGACUGCCUCAAAAAACAGCCACCAACGUCUCCCCAAUUCCUAGCCACCAUCCGCGGCGCUAAAACCAAAGACUACAAGAUAUCCCUUGUCUCCCUGGAAACACUCCUCGACUACAGCUUCGAAUACGACCGCGAAGAAGACGUCAUGGAGCUUUCUCUUUUCGCCGAAUCCUUUUGGAAUUAUCUUCAGCGCCACUUCGGACUUAUGGUCUACGAAGCCCUUGCUAACUCCCUGCGAUCUAUCAACGAGAAAGACGAAUCCAAGCACCGAGGCAAGCGCCCGCGCGACCCCCCUUCCUCCCCUUCCAAAGAAGAUGUCAAAGAUGACGACGCGGACGAUCACUCCUCUAAAAAAACCAAACCAGAUGAAACUGAUGAUUCUGUCGUCCCCGUCUCUGUCGCUCCCCCCGAACAAGACACACCCGCCUCUGAGCCCUUGGAGCGUCCGUCUACCCCUCCCCCUUCUCCCCCUUCCACCGAAGAACCCACCCCGAGCUCCCCACCGGACGACCACCCUCCCACCUCGAAAACUGUCAACCUAGAACUUCUCAGAGCUUUCCAUUUCUUCGACCGUAACAGAACCGGAUACAUCCGUGCAGAAGAUCUGGAACAUCUUCUAUACAGUCUAGGACUCGGGCUCAGUAGACACUACGUCACUGACCUCAUCCUUAAAGCCGAUUCUUCUAAUUCUGUCUCUCAGAGAUUCGAAAGAAAACGAAAAAUAUGUUAUGAAUCGUUUGUCACCAAACAAAGUACCCCUCUAUGAUCUCUUCGCACUACCCCAAUUUUUUAUCGCGGAAUUUGAAAAUAAAAUGUCAAUCUUUUAUGUGCGUGCUUUAAACCUCCUACUUCGCCUCUCUCC
Messenger RNA from Schistocerca gregaria, 5409 nucleotides. RefSeq lists its product as uncharacterized. Gene Ontology annotation, biological process: regulation of DNA-templated transcription. Lineage: Eukaryota; Metazoa; Arthropoda; Insecta; Orthoptera; Acrididae. The transcript has 6 exons. Bases 2625 to 4340 code for a protein of 571 amino acids. The record is from RefSeq and is a predicted model, not a curated record. Gene Ontology annotation, cellular component: nucleus.